Kwoniella botswanensis is the source of this 1104-nucleotide messenger RNA. RefSeq lists its product as uncharacterized. The coding region runs from base 1 to 1104 and encodes 367 amino acids. The record is from RefSeq and is a predicted model, not a curated record. NCBI's taxonomy places the organism in Eukaryota, Fungi, Basidiomycota, Tremellomycetes, Tremellales, Cryptococcaceae. The transcript has a single exon.
AUGAAUACUUCACGAACUUCCUCACGAUCAACUGCGGAUACCAGUACCGGUAAGAUAUCAAUCAGGGAUUGGAACUCGCUGGAAUUGCGCGCCAAGUCAGACCCAAGUACCUUGCAGAAGUUCUUCGUGAGAAAGAGUAACGAACUGAGCGAAAAGGUCGUGCGGACUCGUAUCACUGGAGAAAGGUCAGAUGAUACUGCUCUGCAUGACGCUUUGGGCCAAGAUCGAGAGCGCGAGACUUUUAUCAUGGACAUGGUCAACAGUCUACAGGUCAGGACGGAGGUGGAUGAAGUAGUCAAAAGAGCGAUUGGUGGAACAAGUAACGCAUUACUAGCUGCUGGAAAGACUAUCGACGAUAUCCUCAAUGCAGGUCGAGAAAUGGAAACCAGUUCGGAAGUCCGCUCGAGCGGCCUGGUCAAGUUCUCAAUACACUCACCAGCUGUCGAGCGCGAUGGUUCAGGUUCAGUCUCUACCUGGACAGGCCUAGUCAAACCGCUCGAAUCAUUGAAAGACGGGAACUCGACUAAAUACAGCGAGUUCUCCAAAAGGCUAUUGCAUUUCCAAAAAGAUAAGAUACCGGACAUAGCCAGUAAACUUACAGAUCGACUAAAAGCUGAAUUGACCAAGGACGAGUCGGUACUGAAGGAUGCCACCUUACAAAGGUGGUCAGGGAAAGCUGAUUUCCCCGAUUUGACACAGCAACAGAGAGAAGACAAGCUGCAGGACAUGUUUCCAAAUAGCGAUCAAUUUUGGUCUGCAUGGGCCAAGAGGGAUUGGGAUAAAAUCGGUGAUGAAGUCAGCGCAAGGUUCAGUGAUUACUCCCGUCAAGCACUUAGCGAAACUAUCGAGGAUAAGGUAUCUCGUCAAACUUCCGAAGUGGGAAGUAUAGAUAAAGUGUGCCUUGAAGUCACCAUUAACCCCGAUAUCAAGACACCUCGUAACUCCCUGGACUGUUGUGGGUGGUUCUCAACAGAUCCGCUGUUGGACAGUAAAAGCGUUUCGAUUCAGCUUAAAUCUAAAGAUGGUUUCUUCCAUAAAUUUUAUACCACACACUUAUCGGAUUUUGUUGAUUUGAAUGAUAAGAAGUUUGCCAAGGAUCUCUGA